AUGUGUAAUGCGACUGGAGGCAAUCAGAACAUUGAAAGGCUGACAUACACAGUCAAUGGCCAACAGACAGCCACAAAUGUGGUGGGCUCGACGUUCAGAGUUGAUGCAUCUUUGCUGAACCAACAGACCAACAUUAUCACGAUACACUAUUACUGGCAGUCGAGGCACAGUAGUAACACUCCCCAACUUACCAUCAUGAGACCUGGAAAUGAGAUUGUCAUUCGGUGUCUGUCUGGAGACACUGAGAUUCAGGCACUGUUUGAGUACACCAUUGAGGGAAGAGUUGGUGUUUUCACUGGUACCACUGGAGUAGGGGCACCCAUCAGGAUUAGUCUGGGAGACAUGUCCAGUGGUCAGAGUAUUAUGCUCAUUCUGAGGAGACUGGAUGGAACUGUAUUGGCCGAGCAACAAAUCACCUACACGAGAUUCGAAGUAUCGUGCAGUGGAACGUACGUGGAGGAUGGAUUGCAGAUUACA
This is a messenger RNA of Geodia barretti, 477 nucleotides long. Lineage: Eukaryota; Metazoa; Porifera; Demospongiae; Tetractinellida; Geodiidae. The record is from the annotation of a GenBank genome assembly.